Messenger RNA from Metarhizium album ARSEF 1941, 2259 nucleotides. Its product is annotated as forkhead box protein L2. Gene Ontology annotation, molecular function: RNA polymerase II cis-regulatory region sequence-specific DNA binding; DNA-binding transcription factor activity, RNA polymerase II-specific. Gene Ontology annotation, biological process: regulation of transcription by RNA polymerase II. The record is from RefSeq and is a predicted model, not a curated record. NCBI's taxonomy places the organism in Eukaryota, Fungi, Ascomycota, Sordariomycetes, Hypocreales, Clavicipitaceae. Bases 1 to 2259 code for a protein of 752 amino acids. The transcript has a single exon.
AUGGCCAGAGCCACGCCCUUCUCCGGCCCUAAUGAGCCCCUACAUAUAUUCCAAGACAACGUUUUCGAUCGAAGCGUUCCCAUGACGAGCCACGCCCCCAUGCCUUCGGUCACAAAGCCUGCUCGUCGCCCCUUGGGAAGCUCCAACUCCAACGUCAUUCUCAACCCCCCGACGGCCCAUAGCACGAGCCUAUCGCCACACAAGAUGAGGUCAUCGUCACCACGAUCGCCAUUGAAAACAUCCUCGCAGACCAACAAAUUGCACAUGGUGUCGAUGGCGCCACCAAUGGGCAGGGCGCCUACCACAGAUUCAUUGCAGAAGAAGCCUCAGCUGUCCAAAUUCAAGACGGGUCCCCAGCGACCACAAGUUGACAUGCUUAACUUUGGAAAGGAGAACAUCCACCCGCAGAUUUUUCCUGCCCCGCCGACAAUCAACCUGUCCGUCGAAAGCUAUUUCCAGAAGCCCAACGGCAAACGAGGAUUGAUGGAUGCUCCUCAAAUCAAUGACUCGAGACCGGUCAAGAAGACCAAGUCGGACAUUCCUGCCCAUGAUUCAUUCCCUCCCAUUACCGACGACGGAACAAAGCCGCAGCACAGCUAUGCUCAGCUCAUCGGAAUGGCUAUUCUUCGGUCGCCUAUGCGGCGCCUCACUUUGGCCCAGAUUUACAAAUGGAUCAGUGAUAACUAUUCCUUCUACAAUCCCAACGAUGCUGGAUGGCAGAAUAGUAUUCGACACAACUUGAGCCUGCACAAGAACUUCAUCAAGAUUGAGCGACCCAAGGACGAUCCUGGCAAGGGUAACUACUGGGGCAUAGAGCCUGGCACUGAAUUCCAAUUCCUUAAAGAGAAGCCCACGCGAAAAUCGGCACCUACAGCAGAGAACAUACCAGUCAUGUCUACACGUCUCGAACCAUCCGGAUCAGCCGCGACCCCCUUCCAAGAACCGACGCUUCCCCCGCCAGUCCCAAUGCAUCACACGACGCUCCCAUCCCUGCCAACCUCGCAGGCUACGCAGCCCACGCAGGCGGAGCUCUCGUCCGAUGCCACGAUCCCAAUCUCAGACAACGCCGGCCCAGAAGAUGUAGCAGACAAGAUUGCGGACAAUGAUUUGCCCAUCGAGUCAUCCCUCUAUUCGCCAUUGCCUGCCAACAUGCAUUCUUCUCCUCCCGUCUCGAGACACGCCGAGGCGCGGAGUGGCACUCCACCUCCCAUGUCUCGAAACCCAGCUUCCUCGAUAUCUCGAUCUCAUAAACGGAAGUUUGCAUCAAUGGAUGACAGUGGUUACAUCUCGUCAUUGGAAUCCUCUGCAAUGCGACCAAACCAAAAAGCUCUGCUCCUUACUUCAGAGGCUGAUCGGCCUCGCCUUACCCGUGGUCGUGCUGAGGAGGAAAUCGCUCGCAUUCGAAACUCGAGUCCCCUGAGCCCGACCAAGUCUCGGUCUCUGACCCUUUAUGGUCCCGUGUCAUCCUCACCCUUGCGGCAGUCAAAUGACCAGCAUCAGACACUUCCACCGUUGACGCCCGUCGUGACAAUGAAGCCUCCCGUCCGACCACCCCCUUCAGCCUCGCCAAAUACAAAUUUGCGCAUUCACCGUGAUAAGGUCCGACAUAUGCUGCAAUCGCCACUGCGACGUGUAACUGGAAUUGGAGAGGACAGCAUUCCGUGGAGUCCUGCAUUCAACCUGGACGAUUCUGUGUAUGCCUUUGAUGACAUGGGAAUGACAUCGACUGAGUUCGACAUUUUCCACGACUUCACCUCUAUGGAUGAUCAUCUCUUUCCCAGCAUCGGCUCAGUAGAUGCUGGUUCCCCAGUCAAGCGUUCAGCGAAGCGGGCUCGGUUGGACAGGUCUGUAUCGACGUCAGCACUAGGUGAAAUUGCAAACUCGGUUACGAGUAGUUCGGUCACCUCUGUCCCGUUUCUCAAGGUCUCUGAGCACUCACCGUCACGUUUCCUGGAGACACCUAGCAAAGUAUUCGAGGGCAUGGGCUCACCGUCCAAACUAUUCCAGCAAUCACCAUCACGGCAGGGUUCCCCAAGCAAAUUCUCUGCAUUGUUAGGGCUUGCAGUCGACAAUGACUGGCCAACGCUGGGCAUUGAUACCAGUGACAUUGGCGCUCACAGUAGCAGUGGAAACACAGACUUCACCGGCCUAGAUAUCUUGCAGGGAUUUGAGAAAAUUGGAUCUGGAUCACAGUCUUCACGGCCACAACAAAAGGGCAGUAAGCCAUCGCUCAGUCGGAGCCACACUACUGCUUUCUAA